AUGGCUUCAGAAGUGGAUGCUUCAUCAUUGGCAAGCAGUAUUGAAUUAAAUGAUGCGCUUGUAGAUUCGGAAUGGUUCUGUCCAGGUGAAAUUCAUUCAAUAAUACCAACCGGAAAUAAAUGGAGUAAACGGAAAAGGCAAAUAGAAGCAAAUAAAUUUCAUGAUAAUACACAUUCAAAUUGUUUAUUUUACAUGCGUUGGUAUGAAGCAUAUAAAAUUCGUGCUUUAAAACAGCGACUUGAACAAUAUAAAAUAGAUGAAAUACAAUCGUUUAUAAAGCAAAAAAUUCAAAAAAUAAAUGAUGUUGUAAGAGAUGAAGAAAUUAAAUUACGCUUAAUUUCAUCAGUUAUUCUAAAACCGGAUCAUAUGCAAAGUGAUCCUGAUUUCCUGAAACGUAAAUAUGGAGCAAAUUUAAUUGGUUGGUUAGAUGAUGUUGCAGCUGAAUUAAGUCAACCAUCAUCAAAAAUUAUCAACGAACUAAUGCGUGAUUUCACUUCACUUAAAGAGGCUGAUCCAUUAUCAAAUUGGACCGAACAGAGUAGCGAAUUUUACAGUCGAAUGCUUGAAAGGAUAAAUAAUUUUGCUUCUUCAAUGGCUGAAAUGGUUAAAUAUUCAUUUAUUAUUGAACCUGGCACAAUAACACCUCAUUUAUCGGAAUAUGUGGCGGAAUUUCAACAAUUAAAAACAUUUUUUGAGCGUAAUUCGUUAACAUCGGAAGAAGCAAAGCAAAAUGCUUUUAAUCGAAAUCUUGAUAAAGCAAGAAAUAAAUUAUUCGAAUGUGCUGAUAUCAGUCGCGUGAUAUUAUGGCGUAAAAAGACAACAAGUAAUAAUAAUGGUUCAUUUUUUCCGUAUAAAUCAACAAAACAAGAAACAACAAAUAUGCAUUAUACGAAUGAUAUUUUCAAACAUAUUAGCAUAACAGAUCAUUCUACUGAUAAGAGCGAUGAUUUCAUUCACGCGUCAUACGUACGUGGUGGUCCACUCUUGAAUACGUUUAUUCUAACACAAGCGCCACUUCCGUCAACAAUCAAUGAUUUCUGGCAAAUGGUUUGGCAGGAACGUUCAAAAUAUAUCAUCAUGUUAUGCAAAGCUGUUGAUAUGAAACGUUUAGGCUUAUUGGAUGGAGUAUUACCUAACACUUGCGUGUAUUACUGGCCAAGAUAUGAAAAUGACAAAGCUCAAUAUGGUGAUUACAUUGUUUGUAAUAUUAAAAUGGAUUGUACCACUGAUCCACUUUUCAAUGUCACCCAUUUGACAAUGCAUCGAGUUGAUGACGAAGAAGGCGUUGUGCAUAAGUUAGAACAUUGGCAAUAUGAUUGGAAUAAAUUCACUGAUUUUUAUUGGCCAUUACGCAUCCUUCGAAGGGCACGCUUAUCAUCAAUGCCAACAAUUAUACAUUGUUUGGAUGGUUGUGGUCGUUCUGGUACUUUGGUCACUAUUGAAGUACUUUUAAUGCACUUACUUAGAGGUUCAGCUCAAUACGAUAAUUUAGUACUUACAACAGCAAUUUUUGUACGACUUCAACGACGUCAUGCAAUUUCAUCGCCAUUACAAUAUUUAUUUAUCUAUCGUACAUUACUUCAUUGGAUGCAACCAUUUAUUACGUCAAAUAUUUCACGUUUUAUCCUUGGAUUAAUUUUUCCUAAUUGGGGUUUUGUUGGCAAAUAUCAGAAAAUGAUAAGCCAUCGUUAUAGAUUUAAAUGA
This is a messenger RNA of Brugia pahangi, 1704 nucleotides long. Lineage: Eukaryota; Metazoa; Nematoda; Chromadorea; Rhabditida; Onchocercidae. The record is from the annotation of a GenBank genome assembly.